Messenger RNA from Podospora bellae-mahoneyi, 348 nucleotides. RefSeq lists its product as uncharacterized. Lineage: Eukaryota; Fungi; Ascomycota; Sordariomycetes; Sordariales; Podosporaceae. The record is from RefSeq and is a predicted model, not a curated record. Bases 1 to 348 code for a protein of 115 amino acids. The transcript has a single exon.
AUGCCGUUUGCUGUCGUGCACCCCACUAUCUCCGGUCGAACUGGCGUCCUCCGUUGUUGUUGCUGUUUCCAAGGGUUGGAUUCACAAGGGGGUUUUUCCCCUUCGACUGUCCAUCCUGUCAAAAAACCCGAUAAUUUCUCUUGUACCCUUGAAUCUCCUGAUGUUUUCAAUAUCCGGUCUUUUCAUUUUUACAUUGUACACCAUGGUAAUACUGGAGCCGGUGGAUUUUAUGAAUGCCUACCUCUCACCUUGAAUACGGAUGUUUAUUUUCAUGUUGUGCUUGUUUUGCCAAGGCAUGACAGUUCCGAUCCGCUGACGACGUUGAACGAUAUGCUGUCAUCAUUGUGA